UACAGUAUGUGGGUAAAGGACGGAGAGCAAGCAAACCUGAGCCAGGAUACAAGUCACUUCAUUACUGACAAGCUGGGGAGUAAUGUCAAAAGAAAAGAGCCAGAUAGGAAGCUCCUGGGAGGACCUGGCUUUCCCCGAGGAGAUUCCAGAACCGUUCACAGAGGGAAGAGCUGAGCAGGAGGAUGAGGAAGAGGAGGACACUGCUGCCAAUGACUCAGAAGAAGAUGUUGAAGAAGGACCAGAAAAAUUCCGCCCAAAACUACUAAGGAUGCUGGAGGCAGCAGAGAGCAGGUGGACACCUCAGACUCGUGACAGACGGAGGGGAGAACCAUCAGAAACAGGACUGAAAGAUUCAGAGGAAGAGGCUGUAAAAACUAACAUGCAAAUUCAGCUGAAUGACCAACAAGAAUUCAACAAGCUUCCCACCAAAGCGGGACCACGGCCUCUGUCUCUCCCCGUCUCCCAGUCAUCUGUAGACAGCUUCAGUUCAGUUGGCAGCGAAAGCUCUGAGGAUGAAUCAGCUCCCCAAGACAAGCCGCAGAAGACGUCCAGCGGCCUCUCUGAUUUCUGCAUCAAAAAUAUCAAACAGGCUGCAUUUGGACGCGAAGAAAUAGACAUCGCUCAGCAAGGAAUGCCUGCUCUGAUGAUCCUGAGGAAAAGAGCGGGUGAGGAGAAACCUCUGGCUGGGGCCAAAGUGGUGGGAUGUACCCACAUCACUGCACAGACAGCGGUUUUAAUUGAGACUCUGGCAGCACUUGGGGCUCAGUGUCGAUGGGCCGCCUGCAACAUCUUCUCCACUCAGAACACGGUGGCUGCUGCUCUGGCUGAAGGAGGAAUCUCUGUGUUUGCCUGGAGAGGAGAAUCAGAGGAAGACUUCUGGUGGUGUAUCGACCGAUGUGUCGCAGCUGACUCAUGGGAGCCAAACUUGAUCCUGGAUGAUGGUGGUGAUUUGACCCACUGGAUCUACAAGAAGUAUCCAGGCCUUUUCAAAAAACUUAAAGGCAUUGUGGAGGAAAGUGUGACAGGCAUCUAUCGGUUGUAUCAACUGUCGAAGGCUGGCAAGCUGUGCGUUCCUGCCAUGAAUGUGAACGACUCUGUGACCAAGCAGAAGUUUGACAACCUUUAUUGUUGCAAGGAGUCCAUACUGGAUGGGUUAAAGCGAGCGACUAACGUCAUGUUUGGAGGAAAGCAGGUGGUGGUGUGUGGCUAUGGCGAGGUUGGCAAAGGCUGCUGUGCUGCUCUGAAAGGGCUGGGCGCCAUCAUUUAUGUGACAGAAGUGGAUCCUAUUUGCGCCAUUCAGGCCUGCAUGGAUGGCCUCAGAGUAACCACACUGAGUGAAAUAAUUAAACACGUACACAUGGUCAUCACCUGCACAGGCAACAAGAACGUGAUAACUCGGGAGCACUUCGACAGAAUGAGAAGCGGCUGCAUCGUCUGCAACAUGGGACACUCUAAUACCGAGAUAGAUUUGGCGAGCCUUCGGACUGCAGAGCUGAAGUGGAGCCGUGUCAGGCCUCACGUGGACCAUAUCAUCUGGCCUGAUGGCAGGCGGAUCAUCCUCCUGGCUGAGGGUCGGCUGCUGAAUCUGAGCUGCUCCACUGUGCCGUCAUUUGUCCUCUCAGUCACAGCAGCAACUCAGGCUUUGGCUUUAAUAGAGCUGUACAACGCUCCAGCAGGACGAUACAAACAGGAUGUUUACCUGCUGCCAAAGAAGAUGGAUGAAUAUGUGGCCAGUCUCCAUCUGCCAAUGUUUGAUGCUCAUUUAACAGAGCUGACAGAUGAGCAGGCCCAGUACCUCGGCAUCAGCAAACACGGACCCUUUAAACUCAAUUAUUACAGGUAA
Molecule: messenger RNA, 1843 nt
Organism: Cyprinodon tularosa
Lineage: Eukaryota; Metazoa; Chordata; Actinopteri; Cyprinodontiformes; Cyprinodontidae
Product: S-adenosylhomocysteine hydrolase-like protein 1
Exons: 16
Coding region: 83-1843 (586 amino acids)
Biological process (GO): L-methionine cycle
Cellular component (GO): cytosol
Source: RefSeq, a predicted model, not a curated record